AUGGACUGGCUCCCACCGAGCAACAUCCGUGGGAUAAGGUUCUGCCUUGAGACUCCGAACCGCGAGGCACCUGGUCCGCAGGCCUGGCACUACCUGAAAGUAGGCACCGGCGAUCGUUGCACGACCGAUACCAUCGACUUCCUUCUCAACUCAAAGGAAGCAUGGAAGAUUCAGCCAGAUGCAAUCCUGCUCCUGAGGGACGAUGCGUCAUACCUGGAUCAGCAUGAACAGAUUCGGGCACCCGUUAUCUCCCGAGAAGAACUACAAGCUCCUAAGCUGGAUGACGAUGUUGCAGAAGAGGGCCACUUGGGCCGAACAGUUUGA
Alternaria novae-zelandiae is the source of this 324-nucleotide messenger RNA. RefSeq lists its product as uncharacterized. The coding region runs from base 1 to 324 and encodes 107 amino acids. The record is from RefSeq and is a predicted model, not a curated record. Lineage: Eukaryota; Fungi; Ascomycota; Dothideomycetes; Pleosporales; Pleosporaceae. The transcript has 3 exons.